Trematosphaeria pertusa is the source of this 1056-nucleotide messenger RNA. RefSeq lists its product as uncharacterized. Lineage: Eukaryota; Fungi; Ascomycota; Dothideomycetes; Pleosporales; Trematosphaeriaceae. The transcript has 2 exons. The coding region runs from base 25 to 1056 and encodes 343 amino acids. The record is from RefSeq and is a predicted model, not a curated record.
GUACGAUGCGCGGAAAGAGCGAGUAUGGGCUGCCAGAUUGAAGCAAACCCCGAUGUUACCGGGACUGGCAUUCGAGCCUCCAUUUACACACUCUGUAUCGCUGCCGGUAUCUUGAAAGUUAUCGUCAACGUAUUCGCGGAAGAACGAAGCCGGCGAGAUUUCGUGCGAGCGCUUGACUCUGCGCUUCAGGUCCAAGGCCUCGCCCUCCUCUUCACGGCGAUCUAUCAGACAUUCCGUUCGCAGCUGACAUUGUUCCAUGCCAUCUGCGUCUUACACCUUCUGUCCCUGCUUGGAUUUGGUCUUACGGCGCGUGGAAAGUAUGGACACUACGGCCUGGCUCGGCGCAUCGUGCUCUGGUCGAUCAAAGUCCUACUUGCUGCUGCAUUCCUGGCGUUCGUAGCCUAUAUCUGGAUUACAGCGCCGACAUUCGGGAGUCAACCAAAGUGCAACGGAUCAACGAUCUAUGUGGUCUUCUUCGUGAGCAUCGACGCAACCAACGUGGUGUUUCGGUACACCAUAAUGGCUCUGAUGAUUGCGUUCCUCAUUUCCGCAGCAUUUGGGACCGCGUUGUUGGGAUUAUUCGCAAGUAUUUGCGGCAUUCGGAAGAAGAAUCGGGUAGUGAAGGACAGGGAUAUCAAGACGUUCAUGGACAUCCUGAGCCGGAUCCGGGUGAGGGACGGGCAAUUAAAAAGUGAUGUUCGGUGGAAGUGGGUGCCUAGUCAGGAGGAUCUCGGUUUCAUGGCCACCCGUACGCUCAUCAACGUCUACGGCGUCUUGAUGCUCGAGCUCACGAUAUCCCGCAACGAUCUGGGCUCAGACGAGCGUGAAUGGACCUUCGGCCAGAUUAUCGCUAUAUUCCUACUCUUGGGAGUGGCAGCAGAGGUCUUCAACCUGGUGUUAGCCAAGAUUGAUACAAAGUCAGAGGAGAAGCCGGACGAGGAAGAAGCAGCGCAGCAGACGCAGCUGAUGAUCGAGGAACAUGCGGAGCAUGCUGAGGAAGAGGGAGAGGAAGGUUCUUCUAUACCUCUGGAGAUUGUACUACCAGCAAGAGUAUAG